AAAAUUGUGUUUUCCGCAGAGGUAAAUAAUAAAUAACCUAACUUAUUUUCUCGUUUCACAUUAAUAUUGAGGGUUUUUGGAAUUUGUUUUGUAAAUUAGAGAAAUAAAGGAUUUGCCGUAGUUGAAACAUCAAUAUGGGACAUUGGACAUUAGAAAUUGCCAAAAUGGCUUUGUAUGUAACUUUUCCAGUAGCUCUGUUCCAUUACUUCAAUCAGCCCCAGUAUUUUGAGGAAUGGGUUGUGAAUACCAAGAGAGAAAUGUACCCACCUGAAGAUCCGGUUCAAAAAGAAAAAUUCUUUAAUGCUAUAAGAGCAGUACAGGAAAAGCAACGUAACGAAUAUGUUGCAUCCUUAGAAAAGGAGUGAUACCUAUUUGGCCAGUUCAUUGUCUAGUUGAACCUAAUUUGUAUAUAUGUUUAAUCAUUAUGUUACAUGUGUUGAUUACCUGUUGUAUCAAAGGAAAAAUAAAUGUGUUGAAAAAUUC
This is a messenger RNA of Leptinotarsa decemlineata (Colorado potato beetle), 483 nucleotides long. RefSeq names its product protein PET100 homolog, mitochondrial. The record is from RefSeq and is a predicted model, not a curated record. Gene Ontology annotation, cellular component: mitochondrion; mitochondrial inner membrane. Lineage: Eukaryota; Metazoa; Arthropoda; Insecta; Coleoptera; Chrysomelidae. Gene Ontology annotation, biological process: mitochondrial respiratory chain complex IV assembly.